This is a messenger RNA of Epinephelus fuscoguttatus (brown-marbled grouper), 2855 nucleotides long. RefSeq names its product uromodulin. Bases 51 to 2516 code for a protein of 821 amino acids. Gene Ontology annotation, molecular function: calcium ion binding. Gene Ontology annotation, cellular component: membrane. The transcript has 11 exons. Lineage: Eukaryota; Metazoa; Chordata; Actinopteri; Perciformes; Serranidae. The record is from RefSeq and is a predicted model, not a curated record.
CCAACUCCUGGAUUCCCACACAGUCUCUCUAAAGGAAGUUUGUGUCGUGGAUGUGGUCCAUAAUGAGGGUGCUUGGGGGGCUGUUACUGCUCCUAAUUUUGCAGGUUUUUACAGGAAGCACUUCAGGGACACUUGUCUCCAGCUGUGACUCAUGUCAUGAUGAAGCCACCUGCCUGGAGUCACAAGAACGAGGCGACACUUUCACCAGCCAGGCGGUCUCUUGUGUCUGCAAAGAUGGCUUUGUGGGUGAUGGUCUUACCUGUUACGAUACAAAACUCUGCAGUGACUCCUCUUGCUGUAGCCAAGGUUAUCACUGGUCACCAGACAGGGGCUGCGUGGACACUGACGAGUGCUCCCUCCCAGACUCACCCUGCACCCCACUUCAGGUUUGCCAAAACACACAAGGCUCUUUCGAGUGCCUGCAGCCCUCCUCCAGAGCCAGAAUGGGAAACUCUUCCCAAUCUGUCCAGUUUAGCUGUGGAAACACUGUUUGUCCUGUAGGCAUGGAUUGCAUCCGUAACAAUGGGACUCAACGCUGCGCUGACCCCUGUGAGCACUACACUGUACUGGAUGAUGACUGGCGUUCGACAAAUAACACAUCAAAUGAGAUCCAACACUGUGACCGAAAUGUGAACUGGCAAGGCUGGUAUCGCUUCUUCCUGGGGCAAACCAGUGCUCAUAUUCCAGACAGGUGUAUAGGUGAAAACAGGUGUGGAACCCACGCUCCUAUGUGGAUAACACAACCGAAUCCCACGCAGCCAGACGAAAUUGUGACUCGUACUGCUUGUAAUGCAUGGGCCGGCAGCUGCUGCUUUUUUACCUCAACCACCAUCCAUGUGAAGCUCUGCUAUGGAAACUACUACGUCUACAAACUUGCGAAGCCAACUGCAUGCCAGGUUGCAUACUGUGCAGAGGUGAACAGCACCAGCCCUGCAGUUCCACCAACCACACCUUAUCCAUACAUAUCUGCUGAAAGCCAGUCAGUCCCUCUCACUUCAGCAACACCAACAGUCGACAACAACACAGGAGUUGAGGGGGAGGUCCGCCUGGUCAACGGAGGAAACAGCUCCUGCUCUGGCAGAGUAGAGAUCUUCCACAGUGGACAGUGGGGGACGGUGUGCGACGAUGCCUGGGACCUGCUUGAUGCUCAGGUGGUGUGCAGACAGCUGGGCUGUGGCAGGGUCCUGUCAGCACCACAAGGUGCACGCUUUGGACAGGGCAGAGGGCCCAUCUGGUUGGAUGAUGUCAUGUGCAGAGGGAGCGAAUCAGAGCUCAGCGAGUGCAGACACAGAGGGUUUGGAUCUCACAAUUGUGGUCACAAUGAGGAUGCUGGUGUCGUCUGUGAAGCUCUUUCACCAGUGAGGCUGGUCAACUCUGACAACCGCUGCUCUGGCAGAGUGGAGAUCUACCAUGAUGGACUGUGGGGGACAGUGUGUGAUGAUGGCUGGGACCUAAACGAUGCCAAUGUGGUGUGCAGACAGCUGGGCUGUGGCUCUGCUCGUUCAGCACUACAAAGUGCAGCUUUUGGACAAGGCAGUGGACCCAUCUGGCUGGACGAUGUCAGCUGUUUUGGAAAUGAACCAUCGAUAACAGACUGCAGACAUCCAGGGUUUGGGGUCCACAACUGUGUUCACGGUGAAGAUGCCAGUGUUGUUUGUGAAUUCCAGCACCCUCCACCCCCUCAGCUUAUCUGUGGCCGUGAUAAACUCCACGUAGGGCUGGAUAUGCCUGGCCUUACAUCCUCUGGUUUGAACCCAUUCUCUGGCAACCUGGCAGCCCGCAACUGCUCCUGGGUCAGAGUGCGUGAUGAUGUGGUGUGGUAUGAAGUGGAGGCCACAGCAGGUGCCUGUGGAAACACACUGAUGACUAAUGGCACACAUGCCAUCUACUCCAAUAGCUUGUUUAUAUACCCAAUAAACAACGUAUCCUUCGCCCUUCCUGUGAGUAUUCCCUUCUCCUGUGCGUACCCCCUGGACACAGACAGCAGCCUGAAUGUGGCGAUCAGACCAAUCCUGUCGCUGGCAGGUGGCAUUUCAGGCUCAGGUAACAAAGCCAGAGCCGUCAUGUCUCUUUUCCGCAACUCCAACUACACUGAGACUUAUCCACCCGGCCGGGUCACCCUGCCAGUGGGCUCGCCAUUGUACGUGGGAGUCUCUGUGGAAGAGAGAGAUCCAAGCUUUGCAGUUGUUCUGGAGGACUGCUACGCCACUCACUCAUCAAACCCUGACGACCCCAAGCAGUACCCUCUUAUCCUGAACAAGUGUCCCAUUGACCACGGGCAGGUGUCAGUGGUUGAGAGCGGCUCGUCCCUCCGGGCUCGUUUCUCUGCCCUGUUCUUCCUGCUCCAAAAUGAAUACAGAGACGUUUACCUUCAUUGCAGCCUCAGCCUGUGUGAACAGAGGAGCUCCUCUUGCGUUCCACCUUGCACACGUAGGACUGCUCGCUCUGUCUCUGACUCUGAUCCUCUGAGCACCCUCACCAUUGGACCAAUCAUUUGGGACGAGUCACCAAAGUGAGCUGCUAACAUGCAAUAAUACAAACACAGUAAAAUCUGUGAUAUGAUUCUUUGUUUAAAGAUAUUUUUUAUUCACAAGACAUAAGAUUUUAAAACUGUUGUAACAGUUUGUAAUACAUUUUUAUCACACUUUGUAUCCAUCCUCAGUUCUAUUGCCUUUGUAAUGGUUGUCUUAUUAAAUAACAAUUAAAAAGAAACUCCGGUGGUUAUAAUGAAAUGAAGGUACCAGUACUUUUCUUCUUCUCUGUCUCUAUUAUCAGCAUAGCCCUGAUGUGAAUAUAUUGUAUGUAUAUGAAUUUAUAUACAUAUUUUUAUUAAAGAUUUUUUUGCAUUAGUAUGA